Molecule: messenger RNA, 15693 nt
Organism: Pseudomyrmex gracilis
Lineage: Eukaryota; Metazoa; Arthropoda; Insecta; Hymenoptera; Formicidae
Product: dynein beta chain, ciliary-like
Exons: 70
Coding region: 595-15195 (4866 amino acids)
Biological process (GO): proteolysis; microtubule-based movement
Cellular component (GO): dynein complex
Molecular function (GO): dynein intermediate chain binding; minus-end-directed microtubule motor activity; ATP binding
Source: RefSeq, a predicted model, not a curated record
UUUUGAAAUUCCUCUUGAAUCUUCUUCCUCUUCGUCCUCCUUCCUUUUUCUUUGAGUUUCCUUAUAAUAAUAUUCUAGAAAAAUGAAUGAAUCACUGAAUUACACGCGUUACACCGUACGGAUAUCUGCACCACGAAGUACCGAGGCGCGUUCGAAUCGAACGUACGAACGCGAGGAAUAACGUGGAAUUAAAAAAUCGCCUAGUGGAAUUACGACCGCGAGUGAUUUACGAAAUGCGCGCAUAGUACGUCAGCGAUCAAAACUUGCGGUGCGGAGGUUUCUAUAAGUUUCUACCACUUCUGUCUGAUGACUGUACCGAAUCACAUUCGCGUCGCGUGGCGUCAGCCGUCAAGUUGAAUCCCAGUCGAGUCUCGGGCAGCUCGAGUCGCGGAUCGUGCAGAGUACUGCGUCAGAAUUUUCUCUCUCUCGCGUGCGUUUGAAAGUUCGAGAAAAAAAAAAAAAAAAACAAGUCGCGCAAAUCGACUUUCUGUGAAUGCAACAAUAAGUGAUUUGUUUCGAAAGUGAUAGAGUCGUCCACGAGCUUCAAAAGUUUUUCAUCAAGAUACGAAAUUACCAUAAAAUCGACCGAACGGGAUGGGCCCCAACUUGUUUUCCACAUUUUUGCUAGUUCUCUUGUGCGGUUUCUCACACGCCAGUCCACUGCGUGAGGAUCUCUACGAAGGCAGCGCCUGCAAACUGGAGAACGGCAAGACGGGCGUGUGCAAGAAGAUACACGACUGCCCGUCCAGACUGAAAGAGGUGAUAGCCGGCAAAAGAAACUCAGAAUCGAGCGGUCGAUGCAGUUUUCAGGGUGACAUAGAAAUCGUCUGCUGUCAUCUCAACAUCACAGAAAAAAUAGGGCUUCGGCCGGCGGAAAUAGCCUGUCGGCAAUACGAAGAGAACGAGAUCGACAAGGGAAGAAACGACAUCGUGUUCCACAUUUACGGCGGAACGGCGGCCGAGUCCGGGGAAUUCCCGUAUAUGGUGGCGCUGGGUUACGAGAACCGAAACAAGGACGACGACGCUGACAACAACACCGAGCCAAUUAAGUACGAGUGCGGCGGCACGUUGAUCUCGUCCCAGCACGUACUGACCGCCGCUCACUGUGUGAACAAUGUCGACAAGAAGGUGCCAAUAGAGGUGAGAAUCGGCAGCGAGGAUCUGAAGAGCGGGAACGCCACGCAACGAAUUCCAAUCGGCGACGCGAUCUUGCAUCCGCAAUACAAGCGCAGCACGAAUUACAACGACGUGGCUAUCCUGAAGCUGAGCUCGCCCGUGCGCAUGGAGAAAAACGUGAGGCCGAUCUGCAUCGAAACCAAGUCCGUGUCCGCUGCGGACGUAUCGUCAAACGUGUCGCUUAUCGUGAUCGGUUGGGGUUCGACCAGUUUCGGCGCGGAAACUAGCAGCAGACUGUUGAAGACGCCGAGUCUCAGUUUCGUCGAUAGAGAAUCGUGUGCGAAGUCGUACGAGGACUUUGCCAAAUUGCCGCGCGGCAUAGACGAGAACAUGCUGUGCGUGCUGGACACCAACGUCACGAGACGAGCGGACGCUUGCGGAGGUGACAGCGGCGGACCCUUGUUGAUGCUCGCCGGUUCCAAUCACAGAAUCGUGGGGGUCACGGCGUUCGGAUAUCCCUGCGGAGGACCCAUACCGAGCAUUUACACCGCGGUUCAUUCCUAUUUGGAGUGGAUCGAGAGAGAAGAGACGAUAAUCAAGUUUUUUGAAACGCCGUCGGAGAUGAUUCUGACAAUCCAACUGAGCGCGGCCGAGGUGUUGACGCCGUUUCUGGCGGUGCCGCCGACGACAGGCCGGGUGAAGACCUCGUAUUUCAUCAAAAGAAAUCCCCUCGUGAUCACAAAAGAAAAUUACAGGGACGUCAUUAUACUCGGCGACAUGGCCCCGAGAGCCAUUGACGAACUGUCCGUUCUGGUCGAGGAGGCUUACGUGCCGAUAUUAUCGAAUCCGAAAAACCACAAGGGCUGGCCGCGCGUUAUCGGCGACGACGUGAGGAGGCACGUUUACGAUUUUCGCAACGCGAUAUGCCAGAUCAAAGGACGAAUGAGCGGGCAAACGUUGCUACCGAUGCCGAUGGGCAUCGAGCGGAUAUUCGAGGAGGAGUGGAAAAUACAGAACGAGGACAAGUUCGACGCUCAGUUGAAGAGCAACAUAGAGAUCAUCGUGACAAAGUGGCUGUCGCAAAUCGGCGACGUACUCGCCGAGGAGAGCACGCGCGCGGACGACGUAAAGCCGCUACCGAGCGCGGAGAUCGAGUUCUGGCGCCAGAGACUCGAGAACAUCGAGUCCAUCUACAACCAGAUGAAGGAUCCUCGCGUGAGGAAAAUGAGAUCCGUUUUGGAACUGACCAAAAGUCCGUACUUGCAGGCCUUGAAGAAUCUCUUCAAGGAUGUUGUCGUCGCGGUGAUCGAAGCGCGCGACGUGUGCGCCUAUUUGAAGGCCCUGGAGCCUCACUUCGACGAUAUCCAGAACAGCGAUUUCCGAGACGUACAGCCGAAACUGAAAGUGUUGUUGCACUGCGUGUGCCUGGUAUGGUCGAACUCGAAGUAUUACUGCACGAUCACGCGAAUAAUCACGUUACUGUCCGGGAUAUCAAAUCUACUGAUAGCGCUGGCGGCUAAGUUUUUGGAUCAGAGCACGCUGUUCUCGGACGACAUCCAGGACAGCGCGAAACGUUUGGAGCACGUGACAAAUACUCUGAAUUAUUACUUGGAAAUGUACGAGACAUUUCGCAACAAACUGGACACGUACUUCAAGCACGCGCAGGAUGUGAUCCCGUGGACUUUCGACGACGAGUUCGUUCUCGGACGAGUGAUGGACUUUCAGGAACGUUUGGACGAAAUAAAGAUUCUGUUCGAGACCGCUCAGGAGUACUUGAAGUUGGAAAAGACGGACAUCGGCGGCAUAAAGGGGAAAACGCUGUACGCGAAAAUCUGCGACAUUCACGAGCAGUUCGGUAAAAUUUACAGCGAGUUCGCCGAGUUGCAGUACGACAUCUUGGUGCCGGAAGAGACGCGGUUUACGGAUCACGUCACCAACUUCUUGGCAAAAGUGGAGGAGUUCGACAGAAAACUGGCGACGAUAUUCGACCAAGCGUUCGAGACGUGUCACAACAUGAAAGCGUUUUUUCAACUUAUAUGCGUAAUCGGCUCGAUGGCCAAUCGGCCGAUUAUAAUGGCGCAAUUGUGGCACAAUUACGAGACGCUUAUCAAAAGAAUUCAUCGUCAUUUUGACGAGAUCAAAAUUAUGUUCGACGGCACGUUCAAGAAGCGCGACGAGUCCGACCGAAUCGAGAUCAAUCCGUACUUCCCGCCUGUUUCCGGCGCUCUGUGCACGCUCACGCAAUUGCGAAAGCGAAUAGACGAUCCGAUACAAUACAUGAAAAUGAUCGAUCACCCACUGGUGAAUCUCACAUUUACGCGCGAAACCAAACCGAAAUACGAUCAACUGCAGUCGCUCAUGGACACGAUGGAGCGUGAAAUAUUCACGGACUGGGCGAACAAAGUGCCUGUUAUAAGCGCCACUCACCUGUCAAAAAGUUUGUUAACGGUGCGCGAGAACAAGCUGCUCGAUUUAAACUUCGAUCCGGAGUUGACCGAACUGCUGCGGGAAUCUCGUUACAUGACCAUUAUGAAGAGGACGAAUCUGCCCGAGGAAGCGACCCGGCUCUAUCACAAAACGCAGUAUUUCUUCGAGACCACGUACAAUCUCAGUUUGCUCAUACGUCGGUACAAUCGGAUCAGAAAUUACAUUUUGCCCGUGGAAUUUGAGAUAGUGAAGAACGAGAUCCGGAUAGUGGACGAGUUGAUCGAGUUUGGCCAAAAGAACUACAACUGGAAUUCUUCAGAAGUGCCGGGGUACGUCGACAAACUGAUGAAUCUCGUGCGGAAUUUGCACUCGCGCGUCUUUCGCGCUCAGGAAAACCUCGCCUCGUUGUUGCAAAAUAUGUACUCGUGGGCGUUGACGCCGAUAUUGGAACGCAGGGAUUUCAAAGACGAGAAUUUGUUGGCUCUGAACGAGCGCGAGGAGAAGUUUCGACGGAGAUACGAACAAAUCGAACGCGCCGUCACGGAACUUAAUCGAAUUCUGAGCGAGAAUUACAAGCUCUUCUUCGAUUUGCUGCCCGACUCGAAGUACGAGAGGAACGAAUACGAACUGGACAAAGAUUACACGGAGCCUGGCCAUCUCGAGAGAAUAACGUUGGACGCGGAAGAGCCGCGCGUUGCGAGAAUUGGCGAGGAAAGAGCGAGAGCGAUCGAAAACGAGCGACAGUUUACUGAAGAACCCGAGCGAACGCAAACGGAAGAGGAAAUCGCUCGGAGUAUGAUUCUAUGGAAACCUUACCUCGCUUACGUCGACGAUCUGAUAUCGAGAGCUCUGAUCCAAGCCGCUUCUACCAGCAUAUGUUAUCUGCUCGACGAGACCGAUCCGGAGAGCGACGUGUCGCCAUUGUUCGAGAUCGAGUUGUUGCUUGAGGUACCGACCAUUGUCUUUCGGCCUCCGGUGGAUCCCGACGAUCCCGAUGGCUUCUACGCGUUCUACGAAGAGCUACUGCUCGACAUCGUCAGAAUGGGAGCGUUGGUGCCGCGCGUGGAUCCCGACGUCGCGAAGGAACGCGAGCAUUACGGAGUCGAUUUAGCAGAGGAAGAAAGUAUCGUUUUCAUGCUCGAGGAGACGUGUAAUCGAAUCAAGCUGGGUUUGGUACAAGCGCAGGAAUACAUUCUCAUCUUCGAGCCGUACUUCUGGCUGUGGCUGGACGACAAGCAGCAAUAUCUGAAUAUGUUUUUGCGUUUCGGUCGCGAGCUCACGGAAGAGGAGAGGAACUUGGUGGCGCAAGAGCCGGAACACAUUCCGGAACAUCUAAAAGAGAGAAAACCGGGACUGGUCGAUUUCAAGAGAGAGAUCGAUUACUUCGUGGAACUUUACGACAAGUGCGACAAAUUUGAAAACAACAAGGUCUUCUUGCGCUGGUUGCGAUUGGACAUGAGGGCGUUCAAACAAACUCUGAUGAACAUAAUCUGCAAGUGGACCAACAUGUUCAAGACGUAUCUCGUCGAUCGCGUCAACAACGAGCUUAGAGACCUAAGCGAGUUCCUGACGAAGGCCUUGAAGAAAUUUAUGCAGCCGAUCGCGCCGGAUGAUUACGACGAUUUGCUGGACACUAUAUAUUAUCUGAAGGAAGUUCGAGAUCGGCAGUAUCAGAUCGACGACAUGUGGGAACCUAUUAAGGAAACCAUAGACCUUCUCAAACAGUACCAGGUGAUAUUCGGCGAGGAGACGUACGCUUGGCUGACGGAAUUGCCGGAACAGUGGACAAUGGUGAAAAAAUGGGCCGCGCAAGUUAAACAGAUCGUGCAACCCCUGAUGGCGCGUCAGAUCGAGUUGCUGAAGAAGCGUCUCAGCUACUACGAUUUCAAGCAGCAGCAAUAUCUGACGCGAUUCCACGAGAACGUGGUGUUCAGUUUCGACUGCACGAACGUGUACAAGAAGUUGGACAAGAUGAACGAAGAAAUCAUGAAGCUCGAGGACGAGUUAGGAAAUCUGCGCGAACAAGCAAACAUAUUCGAGCAACAAAUGCCGGAAUUCAAACAAAUCAAGCUGGCUCGGAAGGAAGUGAAAUUCCUGAAGAAUCUCUGGGAUUACGUGAAUAUUGUGACGUCGAAUCUGGACGAAUGGCAGGCCACGUUCUGGCACAAAAUCGACAUCGACGAAACGGAUCACGAGUGCAAGAGACUGCUUCGCGAACUAAGACAAUUGGACAAAGAAGUGCGAGGUUGGGAUUUGUACGCUCACGUGGAAGCGCAAGUGAGAAACAUGAUGUCGUCGCUGAGGGCGGUUUCGGAAUUGCAAAAUCCCGCUAUCAAACAUCGACACUGGCAAGAACUGAUGGCUGAAACUCGAGUGAAAUUCACCAUGGACGAAAAGACCACUUUGGCAGAUCUACUGAAACUGGAGCUGCACAAAUACGAGGAGGAAAUCAAGAACAUCGUGGACAAGGCGGUGAAAGAAAUGAGCAUGGAGAAGGUGCUGAAGGAAUUGCACAAUAUAUGGGACACCCUCGAGUUCGGCAAAGACGUGCACGAACGCACCAAGCUGAACGUCUUGAAGAUAAGCGAGGAAACGAUCGAGAUCUUGGAAGAGCAUCAGAUGCAAUUGCAAACCAUGUUGGAUUCCAAGUACAUCGCGUACUUCCUCGACGAGGUGAUAGAUUGGCAGCGGAAGCUCAGCAACGCGGACGCGGUGAUCAACGCUUGGUUCCGCGUCCAGCGUGCCUGGAUGCAUCUUGAGAGCAUUUUUAUCGGCUCGGAGGACAUAAGGAGCCAAUUGCCGGAGGAAACGAAGCGCUUCGAGAAGAUAGACAAGGACUUCAAGGACCUGCUGAAGGAGAUGUUGAUCAACGUAAACAUAGUGAAAUCGACGAACCGACCGAAACUCCUGGAGCGACUGGAGGAGCUCGAGAUACAAUUGAAUAUCUGUGAGAAAGCGUUGACCGAUUACCUGGAAACAAAGAGACUGAUCUAUCCGCGAUUUUACUUCAUCUCGUCCGCUGAUCUCCUGGACAUACUGAGCAACGGAAACAAUCCCGAAUUGGUUUGCAAGCAUUUGCCCAAGUUGUACGACUCGUUGGCGAAGCUCAAGUGGAAGCUGAACGGAGGCAAACCGACGAAAGAAGCCAACGGGAUGGUGGCGAAGGACGGCGAGGAAAUGGCCAUGCACGGGAUAUGCGACUGCACGGGAAAGGUCGAGAUCUGGUUGAAUCGCGUCACGGAGGCGAUGCGGAGAACGGUGAGACAUAGUUUCGGUCGCGCGGUCGUCUCGUACGACGAGAAACCGCGCGAGGAAUGGAUUCUGGAGAACGAGGCCCAACCGGCUCUGUGCGGCACGCAGAUCUGGUGGACCACCGAGGUGAACAUGGCGUUCGCGCGGCUCGAGGAGAGCUUCGAGAACGCUCUCAAGGAUUACCAGAGGAAGCAGAUCAGCCAGCUGAACGUGCUGAUCGCGCUCCUGCGCGGCGACUUGAACGAGAACGAUCGUCGGAAGAUCAUGACCAUUUGCACGAUCGACGUGCACGCGCGCGACGUUGUCGGGAAAUUGAUAUCCGUCAAAGCGGAGAACGCCUUCAACUUCCAGUGGCAGUCGCAGUUAAGACACAGGUGGGACGACAAAUCGGGAGAUUGCUUCGCCGACAUUUGCGACGCGUGUUUCAUAUACGCUUACGAGUACUUGGGUAACGUGCCACGGCUGGUAAUUACGCCGUUGACGGACAGAUGCUACAUUACGUUGACGCAAUCGUUGCAUCUGAUAAUGGGCGGAGCACCGGCCGGGCCGGCGGGAACGGGAAAAACCGAGACUACUAAGGACCUCGGUAGAGCCCUUGGACAAAUGGUUUAUGUCUUCAACUGUUCCGAACAAAUGGAUUAUAAAUCGUGCGGCAACAUAUACAAGGGGUUGGCGCAAAGCGGCGCGUGGGGUUGCUUCGACGAAUUUAAUAGGCUUCCCGUCGAGGUGCUGUCGGUUGUGGCGGUGCAAGUAAAAUGCGUUCUGGACGGGGUCAGAAAUCGAAAGAAAACAUUUCUGUUCUUCGGACAGGAGUAUAACAUCGUGGAUUCGGUCGGCAUGUUCAUAACAAUGAAUCCCGGUUACGCCGGCCGAACCGAAUUGCCCGAGAACUUGAAGACAUUGUUUCGACCCUGCGCCAUGGUGGUGCCCGAUUUCGAGCUAAUCUGCGAGAUAAUGCUGGUGGCCGAGGGCUUCCAAGAGGCGAGAUUACUCGCGAGAAAAUUUAUCACCUCGUACAUGCUUUGCCGGGAGCUUUUGUCUAAGCAAGAUCACUACGACUGGGGUUUGCGAGCCAUCAAGUCCGUUUUGAUCGUCGCCGGCAAGCUGAAACGCGACGACAAGGAAAGACCGGAGGAUCAGGUGCUAAUGAGAGCACUGAGAGAUUUCAAUCUGCCGAAAAUUGUCACCGACGACGUGCCGGUAUUCAUGGGAUUAAUAGGAGAUUUGUUCCCGGCAUUGGACGUGCCGCGAAAGAGAGACUUGGAUUUCGAGACGAUGGUCAAACACGCGGCUCUCGAUCUCAAGCUUCAACCGGAAGACGGAUUUAUUUUGAAGGUGGUGCAAUUGGAGGAGCUGUUUUACGUUCGGCACUCGGUCUUUAUCGUCGGCCUCGCCGGGACCGGCAAGACCGAAGUCUGGAAAACGCUCAACCGAACGUACGCGAACCAAAAACGCAAGCCGCACUAUAACGAUCUGAACCCAAAGGCGGUGACCACCGACGAGCUAUUUGGUGUCAUUAACCCGGCAACGAGGGAAUGGAAAGACGGGUUGAUCUCCAUGAUAAUGAGGGAGCAAGCUAACAUGGCCGGUGAUAGUCCAAAGUGGAUCGUGUUCGACGGUGACAUCGACCCGAUGUGGAUCGAAUCUCUGAACACGGUGAUGGACGACAACAAGGUUCUCACGCUCGCGAGUAAUGAGAGGAUCGCGUUGACGAAACACAUGCGGCUUCUCUUUGAGAUCUCGAAUUUGAGGACAGCCACGCCGGCAACGGUGUCCAGAGCGGGGAUAUUGUACAUAAAUCCGCAGGACCUAGGCUGGAGCCCAUUCGUGACAAGUUGGAUAGAGACGAGACCCCACGCCGAACGCGCUAAUCUCUCGAUUCUCUUCGAGAAGUACGUCCCGCCUCUUUUAGAGGCGACGAAGACGCGAUUCAAGAAAAUCACACCUCUACCGGAAAUUUGUCAUCUGGAGAUGCUUUGUCACUUGCUCGAUUGUUUUCUGGUUAAAGAAAACGUGCCGCCUGACUGUCCAAAGGAAUGGAUCGAGUUGUACUUCGCAUUCGCCUGCAUUUGGGCGUUUGGUUCAGCGAUGUUUCGAGAUCAGCUGAGAGAUUGGCGAAACGAAUUCAGCAGGUGGUGGCUAAAUGAAUUCAAAACCGUCAAAUUUCCAACGGGCGGGACCGUGUUCAAUUACUUCAUAGAGCCGGAAACGAAGAAGCUGGUGCCGUGGACCGAGAAAGUAACAGCGUUCGAACUGGAUCCGGAUAUUCCGCUUCAGUCAAGCUUGGUGCCAACGGGAGAAACGGUGCGUUUGCGGUUUUUCCUGAAUUUGUUAAUAAAAAAACGUGUCCCGGUCAUGAUGGUGGGCGGAGCCGGUUCCGGAAAGAGCGUGAUAUUGGCGGAAAAACUGGCGAGUCUGUCGGACAAUUACAACGUCGCGAAUGUUCCCUUCAAUUUCUACACCACGUCAGAUAUGCUGCAGAAAGUGCUCGAGAAACAUUUGGAGAAGAAAGCGGGUCGUAAUUACGGGCCACCGGGCACGAAACUUUUAAUAUAUUUCAUAGACGACAUGAACAUGCCGGAAGUGGACACUUACGGUACGGUGCAACCUCACACUCUCAUCAGGCAGCAUUUGGAUUACAAUCACUGGUACGACAGAACAAAACUAACGCUGAAAGAAAUUCACAACACGCAGUACGUGUCCUCCAUGAACCCCACCGCGGGCAGUUUCACCAUAGACCCGCGUUUGCAGAGACACUUCGCGGUGUUCGCCGUCAGUUUUCCGCAAACCGAGGCGCUCGUGACGAUAUAUUCCCAAAUAUUGCGUCAACACGUGACCAAUCCUCUGCACAGGUUCCAUCCGGUCGUGCAGAAAUUCACGGAUUUCAUCAUAAACGCCGCGGUGUAUCUUCACGAGAAGAUCGUCGCGACCUUUCUGCCGACGGUCAUCAAGUUUCACUACAUGUUCAAUCUGCGCGAUCUGACCAACAUAUUCCAGGGAAUGAUGUUCGCUCGCGGCGACGCCUUGCCAAUUCCAAGCCACAUAAUUAGACUUUACGCGCACGAAGCGACGCGAGUAUAUCGCGACAAAUUGGUGAACUUCGAUGACCAGAAGACGUUCGAUCAGUUGCUGUCGGAAGCGCUUCGCAAAAAUGUGCCCGAACUAAACGAAGCUGAAUUGAAUUUGGAUCCGCCGUUGAUAUACUGCCAUUUCGCGGAGGGAAUCGGCGAGCUCAAAUACGCGCCGGUCAAGAACUGGAACCAGAUCGUAAAGUUGCUCGACGAAGCUUUGAUCAACUACAACGAGCUGGUAUCGGCGAUGAAUCUGGUACUGUUCGAGGACGCCGUGUAUCACGUAUGUCGUAUCAACAGAAUCUUGGAAGCACCGAGAGGCAACGCGCUUCUGGUAGGCGUAGGCGGUAGCGGCAAACAGUCCUUGUCGCGUCUAGCUUCUUUCGUUUCCUCGUUGGAGGUGUUUCAAGUGCAACUGCGCAAAGAUUACUCGUUGAACGACUUGAAAGCCGACAUGGCCCUGCUGUAUCUGAAAACCGGCCUGAAAGAUAUCGGCGUGACCUUUCUGAUGAGCGACUCUCAAGUCGCCGACGAAAGGUUUCUGGUUGUGGUGAACGACAUGCUGGCGUCGGGGGAGAUCGCGGAUUUGUUCGCCGACGACGAGGUGGACAAUGUCAUCAACGCGGUGCGUAAUGAGGUGAAGCUAACCGGAGCGCUCGACACCAGAGAGAAUUGCUGGAAAUUCUUCAUCGAACGCGUGCGAAGGCAAUUGAGAUGCGUCCUGUGUUUCUCGCCAGUAGGAGCGACCUUACGAAAAAGAGCUAGGAAGUUCCCCGCGAUAGUAAAUUGCACGGCAAUCGACUGGUUUCAGGACUGGCCGCAGAAGGCUCUGGAAUCUGUAUCGGCGACCUUCUUGGAGGAGCUCAAGGAGUUGCCGGUUGAAUAUCGGACCUCAACGUCGCUCUUUAUGUCCUUCGUUCACACGAGCGUGAACAACAUGUCCGCGAUCUAUUUGCAAAACGAAAGACGGUACAACUACACGACGCCCAAGUCGUUUCUGGAGCAGAUCUCCUUGUACUCCAAGUUGCUGACGGACAAGGAACGCGAUCUGAAAGCGAUGAUCCUGCGUCUCAACGACGGCCUGAUCAGGCUCGAAUCUUGCGCCGCUCAGGUCGACGAGUUGAAGAUCGUCUUGACAGCUCAGGAGAUCGAGCUGAAGAAGAAGAACGAGAUAGCCGACAAGAUACUGGCCGAAGUGCGUGCGGAGAAUGCCAAAGUCGAAGCGGAGACGGCUACCGUGACCGAGGAGGAAGCGAAAAUAGCGGAACUUAAAGAGUUAAUGGCGGAGAAGCAGCGACACUGCGACGAGGAUUUAGCGCGUGCGGAACCGGCGGUGAGACAGGCCGAAGCCGCGCUCGACACUCUAAAUAAGAAUAAUCUGACCGAGCUUAAGUCCUUCCCAACUCCACCGGAGGCCGUGCUGAUGGUCGCCCAGGCCGUGCUCGUCUUAUUUACGCCCAGAGGACGUCCCAUUCCGAGAGACAGAAGCUGGAAGGCUUGUAAAGCGAUGAUGGGAUCCGCUGACGGAUUUCUGUCGGCGUUGCGUAAUUACGACAAGGACGACAUAUCUCCGGAAAUCGUUCGAGCGAUUCAGCCGUACGUCACCAACAAAGAAUUCGAUCCGGAUUUCGUGUACUCCAAGUCCCAUGCGGCGGCGGGACUUUGCAGCUGGGUGAAAAACAUCAUGGUGUAUCAUUACAUCAAUGAGAACGUAAAGCCUCUGAGAGCCGCGCUCGCUCAAGCGAACGCCGAUUUGAAAGCCGCGAUGGAGAAAUUGAAUUCUCUGAGGAGCCGUUUAGAGGAACUGCACAAGAUACUGGACGUUCUUGGCGAGAAGAUGAGCGCGGCUCUGGACGCGAAGCAAAAGUGUCAAGACGAGGCGGAAAUGACCGCGUUUACGAUAAGUCUAGCGAAUCGAUUGGUAAACGGUCUCGCGUCCGAGAACGUUCGCUGGGCCGAGACCGUUCAAGUGUUAAAGAAAUCCGAGAUCACUCUACCGGGCAACGUGUUGCUCGUCACGGCGUUUAUUUCUUACAUGGGAUGCUUCACGCGGAAAUACAGGAUGGAUCUCAUGAAUUUACAUUGGCUACCGUUUCUCGACAAGCUGCAAGUGCCAAUACCGCGCACGCCCGAUUUAGAUCCGUUGUCUUUAAUGAUCGACGAUGCGAGAAUCGCUCAAUGGAACAACGAGGGUCUGCCCGCGGACAGAAUGUCCACGGAGAACGCCACGAUACUCACGCAUUCGUCCAGAUGGCCGUUGAUGAUAGAUCCGCAAUUGCAAGGGAUCAAGUGGAUCAAAAACAAGUACGGAGACGAGCUGAUCGUGCUGCGUUUGACUCAGAAGAAUUACCUCGAUAGAAUCGAGUACGCGAUCGCGAACGGAGAGGUGGUGCUGUUGGAGAAUAUCGCGGAAACGGUCGACGCCGUUCUGGACCCGAUACUGGGUCGUGUUCUGAUAAAACGAGGAAGAGCCAUCAAGGUGGGAGACAAAGAAGUGGACUACAACCCGCGCUUCCGUCUGAUCCUGCAGACAAAGCUGGCGAAUCCGCACUACAAGCCCGAGAUGCAGGCCCAGACCACGCUCAUCAAUUUUACGGUUACGAAAGACGGCUUAGAGGAGCAGCUAUUAGGCGCCGUCGUGAAAGCGGAGCGGCCGGAUUUGGAGGCGAGCAAAGCCGAGCUCACAACCCAGCAGAAUACGUUCAAGAUCGCCCUGAAAACGUUGGAGGACGAUCUGUUGCAUAGAUUGGCGGCGGCGGGUCCCGACAUUCUGAGCGACGUCGCUCUCGUGGAGAACCUCGAAACUACGAAGAAGACCGCCGGCGAGAUCGAAGCAAAGGCGAUCGAGGCGAGGGCGACCGCCGCGAAGAUCGACGAGGCGCGCGAGAUCUACCGGCCGGUGGCGUCCCGCGCCAGCCUCCUUUACUUCAUCCUUAACGAUCUCAACAAGAUCAACAUGCUAUACCAAUUUUCUCUCAAGGCGUUCAGCGUGGUCUUUCAGAAUUCCAUUAAAUUCGCCGAGCCGGCGGACGCCCUCGGUAAACGCGUCGUCAGUUUGAUCGACAGCGUCACGUACUUGGUUUUUACGUACACCAGCAGAGGACUGUUCGAGAGCGACAAGCUCAUAUUUCUGUGCCAAUUGACUCUUCAGAUUCUGCUGCAAACGAACGAGAUAGAUCCGGUCGAGGUGGACUUUGUGUUGCGUUUUCCUCAAGUACCGGACGUCGCGAGCCCGGUAGAUUUUCUGAGCAACGACAGCUGGGGCGGCAUCAAGUAUCUGAGCGGAUUGGAGAACUUUCGCAAUUUAGAUCGCGAUAUAGACGGAGCCGCGAAGAGGUGGCGAAAAUUCGUCGAGUCGGAAACACCGGAGAGAGAAAAAUUCCCGCAGGACUGGAAGAACAAAACGGUCUUCCAGAGACUCUGCAUAAUGAGAUGCGUGAGACUGGAUCGAAUGAUCUACGCCAUCCGUUGGUUCGUGGAGGAAAAGCUGGGCGGAAAAUUCAUACAAACCCGAGCGCAACCGUUCGAAAAGUCGUACGAGGAAAUGAACGCGCAAACGCCCGUGUUUUUCAUUUUGUCACCAGGAGUCGAUCCUCUCAAGGACGUCGAGACGCUUGGCAAGCGACUCGGUUUCACAUUCAACGCGCAAAAUUUCCACAACAUAUCGCUGGGACAAGGUCAAGAGCCGGUAGUCGAGCGGGCGAUGGACAUUUCGGCGCGCGACGGUCACUGGGUUAUACUUCAGAACGUUCAUCUGGUGAGGAACUGGCUGCCGAAUCUCGAGAAGAAGAUGGAACUGCUCUCGGAGGAGUCGCACGAGGAUUAUCGACUCUACAUUAGCGCGGAACCGGGUCCCGAUCCUCACGAGUCGCUAAUACCGCAGGGUAUACUGGAAUCAGCGAUAAAAAUUACGAACGAACCGCCGACGGGUAUGCGCGCUAAUAUUCACAAAGCGCUGGACAACUUCAGUCAGGACACUCUGGAAUCCUGCGCCAAGGAGAACGAAUUCAAAGCUAUUCUCUUCGCUCUCUGUUACUAUCACGCCGCCGUGGCUGAGCGUCGAAAAUUCGGACCUCAAGGAUGGAACAGGUUGUAUCCCUUCAACUUCGGCGAUCUGACUAUUAGCGUGUCGGUGCUGUUGAAUUAUCUCGAGAUCAAUGUCAAAGUGCCCUGGGAAGAUUUGCGUUACUUGUUCGGGGAAAUCAUGUACGGCGGUCAUAUAACCGACGAUUGGGACAGAAGACUCUGCCGAACGUAUCUUCUCGAAUAUCUCCAGCCCGAGUUGGUCGAGGGCGAAUUGUAUCUGGCCCCGGGUUUUCUGGUGCCGCCUAACACCGAUUACGCAGGUUAUCACAAGUACGUGGAGGAGUACUUGCCGGAGGAGAGCCCGGUCCUGUACGGACUUCAUCCGAACGCGGAGAUCGGAUUUCUCACGAGCACGGCGGAAAAUUUGUUCAAGACAAUUCGGGGGAUGCAGCCCACGGAUGUCGUCGACACGACAAUCGGGAUAUUAUCGAAAGAAGAGAAGGUGAAGGUUCUGAUAGAAGACAUACUCGACAAACUUCCCGAGCAGUUUAAUAUUCAAGAUUUAAUGCACAAGGUGGAAGAUCGAACUCCCUUCGUCAUCGUUGUCCUGCAAGAGUGCGAACGUAUGAACAUGCUCUGCGAGGAACUGAAGAGAUCCUUGACGGAACUGGAUCUCGGUUUGAAGGGAGAGCUGACAAUCAGCGCGGAGAUGGAGGAUCUGCAAAAUCACUUGUUUAUGGAAUCCGUGCCGCCGUCGUGGACCAAACGCGCCUAUCCCUCCACCCUCGGAUUGUCGUCCUGGUUCGCGGAUUUGUUCAAUCGAAUAACCGAGCUGUCGAAUUGGACGGCAGAUUUUAGCUUGCCGCCGUCGAUCUGGUUGGGUGGUUUCUUCAAUCCGCAGUCUUUACUCACCGCCAUUAUGCAGCAGACCGCCCGAAAGAACGAGUGGCCCCUGGACAAAAUGUGUCUGCAUUAUGACGUAACCAGAAAGCAGAAGGAGGAACUUACAACGCCGCCGCGCGAGGGUGCGUACGUGAACGGAUUGUACAUGGAGGGGGCGCGAUGGGACACGACGACGGGCGCCAUCGCGGAUUCCCGACCGAAGGAGCUGUAUCCGCUUAUGCCGGUGGUGUUUCUGAAGGCGAUCACGCAGGACAAACUCGAGACGAAGAACAUAUACGAGUGUCCGGUGUACAGAACCCGAAUGCGCGGCCCAACGUACAUCUGGACGUUCAAUCUGAGGACUCGCGACAAACCCACCAAGUGGACUCUGGGCGGCGUAGCGAUUCUCCUGCAGAUUUAAAACCGCACACUUCUUUUUUCGAGCCGUCGUCGAUGCCGGCUCACACGCGAUUUCGCGCUCGUAAUGGUUUUUUUUUUUGUUUCUUUUUGUUUUAUGCCUUUUCUCGCGCGCGCGGGCUCAAGUCGUAAUGGCAACGCGCGCCGCGACCACGGUUUCCCGGUUAUAAUAACCCUCGGGCAAUUACGUCAAAACCCUCCUCUCUCGCGCGUAUGUUACAGGAGUCGGCUGAUAAUUACAACGCGCGUAUUCGAGUAAUUACAAUUGGCGUUGUAACGUGCGCGCGCGCGUUCUCUUUGUAACAAACGCGCUCUCUCGUCAAGUGGAGCGAUUUCGCGUCCCAAGUAGAAACCCCCCCCCGGUUUCGGAUGUAUGUGAUAUUGUACGCGAGAGAAACGGAACGGAAGAAAAACUCGACGCGACUCAGCAGGUGCGCUCGUUACGUGCGCUCGAAGAAGGAAUGGCUUGGUGUUCACGUGUUGUCGUCGCCUUGCAAUUGAA